UGUUCUCAAUGACCGGCUCCUUUUUGGCGUAGGUUCCGUGCAUGUGCUGACACCACGGGUGCAUCAAGGAUUCGCACACCGAACUGUUUUUAUAAUUAACGUUAUUGUGAAUUGUUUUUACUCGCAAGAAUUUUCCUUUCCUUUUCUCAACAUUCUUAACUAUCGAUUACUGAAGUGAGCGUUGUGGCGUGAUAGUGUUCCAAAGACAUCUGCCUUAAUAAUUUUAAGACUGCUAUUUUGUGAUCUUUGCAAAAAAGUUAUUUUAGAAACUAAAGACACACGUCGUCAGACACGCAACGCAUUUUAACAAAUAUUUCGAGAAGAGUAGAAGAAAAUCAGCAGUAAAGAAAGGAAAUGGUCAUGGAGGCAUCCCCCUCACCACAAUGUGUCGGUCGUGAGUUCGUCCGACAAUACUAUACUUUACUGAAUAAAGCACCGAAUCAUCUACACAGGUUUUAUAAUACAACAUCGUCAUUCGUUCAUGGAGGUCUUGAUCAGCCAAAUAAGGAAACGAAACCAGCGAUCGGUCAAAAGCAAAUCCAUCAAAAAAUCCAGCAACUAAACUUCCGUGACUGCCAUGCUAAAAUUACCCAGGUUGAUUCGCAGGCCACACUUGGCAGUGGAGUCGUUGUGCAGGUUUCGGGGGAACUUUCGAACGCUGGACAGCCAAUGCGCCGUUUUACUCAAACAUUCGUUCUCGGUGCUCAAGCACCGAAAAAGUACUACGUGCACAAUGACAUUUUUCGAUACCAGGACUUUGGCUAUUCGGAUGAGGAAGAAGGUGAACCAGAAGGCGUUGAGGGUGCAUUGAUUGAAGUUGCCGAACGUGAAGGCGAAGAGGGAGUUCGCUCUGAGCCUGAGGAAGAGGAACAACAAAAUCAACCUCAACAUAUUACAGCACCAAUUUCCGGCUCUGAACAACAUACCGUGAUUCUCACUCAACCACCAAUCGCUGGACAACCUCUUUAUUAUCCACCACCGCCACCACAACACGUGAUGACACCAGUGAUCAAUGGUUCAGUUCAUGAGGAUGCUUCUCUGAUUAAUCAACAGCAACAACAACAGCCGUCUAUUCCAUUGCCUCAACAACCAGUUCAAACGCAACAACCACAAUAUGUUGAGCCCGUGGUGCAAGAGCAAUUCUCACAGGAAACUGAGACAACAUCUGCCACAGAACCACAGCAAGUUACUGAAGAUGAACAUUCCCAAUCUGUCGAAAGUAUUGAGCAAACCGAAACUGAAAAGUUUUCAACACCAACUGCCGAAAUUGUUCAAGAAAGUUCACCGGCCAACACCAGUAACAGUGGACCGAAAACUUACGCCAAUUUGGUAAAGUCCUUUGCAAGCUCACAGGCAACACUCACAAACACUCAGCCACAGAAAAUGUCCAUGUCACCCCCACCCAUGUCGAGUAUGAAAGUGGAAGAAAAAUCACCAUUACAUCCAUCUAGUUCGGGUCCUUUGACUUCAAAUACGAACGUGUCAGCCAAUCAACAACAACCCCAUCGUGUUAAUGCCAAUCAACAACAAUCGUUACACCAACCACAACAACAACGACCACCACGCAGUGGCCCUAUGCAACGAGAUGGAGAUCGACGAAGCGGCAGGCCAAAUCCAUUCACGGAUGCACAUCAACUCUUCCUCGGCAAUGUACCACAUCAUGCAACUGAAUUUGAACUUCGUCAAUUAUUUGAACGUUAUGGGAAAGUCGCGGAAUUACGCGUUCACAGUAAGGCAAAUGAUAGGAGCAAAGGUCCACAGGGAUCAAACAGCGGUGUACGCGUGCCCAAUUACGGUUUUAUUACCUUUGAAGAUUCAACUGUUGUCGCUAAAGUAUUGAACGAUCUUCCGAUUUACUUCCCGGAUGAGAAUGGACAAAUUAAAUUAAAUGUCGAAGAAAAGAAAUUCAAGUCCAAUAGGAUGUCGAUGGAAGGCAGUGGAAGGUCUAAUCCUGUUGAUAAUAUGCGCUCAAUGGGUGGACAACAACAACGUGGACCUGGUGGUAUGGGUGGAAUAAGAGGUGGAUCACGAGGCGGACCACGUGGAAGUUAUUCUCGUGGCGGUGAUGGUGGACGAACUGGAGGUGGUAUGAGACAGCCGGGAAAUCCAAACAAUUCAAAUUAUGCAAACCGACGCUAAACAUCUGAUGACAUGGCGCUUCGACUUCUUGGGAUAAUAUCAGCACAUUCUCUGAAAAUAUCAGCGGUACCUAAAUCACCAAACAAAACAUUCUGUCAAUAUAUUUAGAAAAAAAAAAAAAAAUCUUAUUGCGACACGCGAGACGAAAUAUAUAUCUCUCUCAUACAUCAAUUUUUCCAAGUAACGUGCCACAUUUUUGGAGAUUUUAUCUCCUUUUUGUCAAUAUUUUUUUUUGUUAAAUAACAAAUUGAAAUUGAGAGAGAAAAAGAGAAUUUUUCUUUAUAUUUUUUUCACUCGCAUGUCGUAACGGAUCGCGGCAAUAACAGACCACGGUACAAAUACCGUUCUCUUUUUAAUUUAUCAAACAACCAGCAGUCUUUAAAAGUCAGCUGAUCCAUUUUUUUGAAUUUUUUUCACACUAAUAACUAGAAAGAUUUUUUUCAGUCGUAAAAACAAAUUUCAAAGAUAAAAAGAGACUGAGAUUCACGACUGAUAAAUCGGUCGCAGAAAAAAAGACAACUCAUCAUACAUAUACACACUUUUCAUGACACAUUUUCACAAAUUGUCGAUCGACCGGUAUCGAUCUUCAAAAUGUAUCUCAAUCCUUCAAACUGCAGCUGGACUCUAGCAGUGCAUUCAUUUUUUUUUUAAAUCAUUAAUCUUUUUUUCUGAUUUGGACUUUUAUAAUCUAGGUCUCUUUUUUUCUUCGAAGUUCAAUAUUUUGAUGAUGAUGAUGAAAAAAAAAGAAAACUUUCUUUACCUAUUUCGUAUUUGGCCUUGUCGAUUAAGACAUCGAAAAAAAAUAAAUGUUUUUUUUAAAAGUCUGUUUUAUCUGCGCCUACUUAGAAACCAUUGGCAAAUUCGGCGUCGAUUAAUUAUUUGUUAACUAAUAUUUAAUAUCGUAAUUCCGUAUUAUUAACGACGCUCGUGAAAAAAAAUUAUUGGAAUAAUUUUCACACUUAUAUAUAACACACAAACGGCUACGGUAUUCAUAAAUUUAAUGCCGCUCAAUAUCAUAAACAAAAAAAAAAAUUUAUUGAUACCGAUCCUGUUUUUGUUUAGACUUAGAUAGAAAUAGACUUAAUAAUUUCUAAUGGACUUGCUUGAAUUAAAAAUUCAAAUACGAUUUACAUGUACAACAUUUUUUUCCAUCGACGAAUAAUUUAUAAACGUACUUUUUAUUCAUUAAAAAAAAAAAAUAUGUUGUUUUUGUUUUCUAGUAAGAUAAUAAUUUUAGCGAAUUUGUUGGUCGAGAUGAAAUAUUUCUAAUCGCGAUAAAUAAUUGACUUUUUGUUUUUAUUUAAUUAACGAAUUUUAAAGUUUAUAUAUUUAUAUUCAAAUAAAUUAUUGUGUAUCUUUUUUUCAAUAGCGGUACAUGAAGUUGACAGUAGUUAAUUAUUUCUAACUGAACAUUUUAAUGUUUUUUUUUUUUUUUUUGUUUUUGCAAUUUUAGUAGCAAAUUUUCUAGUCAUUUUUUUUUUUAAAUAAACUUAAUGAUAAAUUCGUUAUUUAGCGAAUAAACAAAAAAAUUCUCGACCGAUAAAAUCGCUUUUGUUUAAACUAUUUAAAUGACAUAUUUAAGAGAAAACAUAUAAUUAGUCUAAUUUUUAAGACGGUUCAUCAGUGAAAAUAAAUAUUUUGUCCAAUGUUGAUAUUGGGAAAAUUUUGAAAAAAAAAGUUUUUUUUUACCUUUUUCUUUUUUACUGCCUAUUUUUCCAAAAUAUUUUUAUAAAUUUUUUUUAACUUGUCGAUAUUUUUUAACAUUUUCAUGAGUUAUUUGCAAAAAAAAGUUCUUGUAAUCUUUUCUUUUACAUCUAAUUGCAAAUAUUUUAAUAAUUAAAAAUUUGGUAGUUAAAAAAAAUUAAGACUAAGAAAAUUAAUUAUUAAAUUAUUAUCACUAUUAAGAAAUUAAUUUAACUUGUAAAUGUAUAGUUUGAAAUUUUUCUUAAAUUAAUGAAGAAAUUUUAUAAUUAUAUUUUCUUAUUACUUAAUUUUAAUUAAUGUCGAUAAUAGAUGAACUGUUUGAAAAAAAUUAGACCAAUUUCACGGAAGCUUUAACUAUAUAAAUAUUCGUCUCUCGGUGGAUCAUUUUUGAAGCAGGGGAGGCAAAAAGUCUGACUUUUCGUCUCAAUAAUUUUCUAUAAAACAAAUGUAGGUGCUUUAAAUAAAUUUUUUAAAAUAAAAAAAAAAAAAAA
This is a messenger RNA of Leptopilina boulardi, 4334 nucleotides long. It is a transcript of the gene rin, whose product is annotated as ras GTPase-activating protein-binding protein 1. Gene Ontology annotation, cellular component: cytosol; ribonucleoprotein complex. Gene Ontology annotation, molecular function: mRNA binding. Bases 355 to 2139 code for a protein of 594 amino acids. Lineage: Eukaryota; Metazoa; Arthropoda; Insecta; Hymenoptera; Figitidae. The transcript is spliced from 8 exons. The record is from RefSeq and is a predicted model, not a curated record.